CACAAUAGGAUUCAUACUCUCCCAAAAACCUCUCACGAACCAUUGCAUGUUUUCUCGCUCAGUGCUUUCAAUCGGUGCUCACAAUCAUUGUUUCCUUUGAAAUCAAGAAUAAAAAAAAACAUUCUCCAUCACAAUUUCUUCCUCUCCCUCUUUCUCUGGAUCGUGAUUUGUUCUCCUUGAAACCUUUUUCAAUCUCGAUCAAAUUCUAGGGCUUGAUUAUUCUCAAUUUUGAUUAUUUCAUUUUUGUUUCAUGCUUGUUCCGAUUUCUUUUUAAUUUUGUUCCAAAAAAUUACUUGUAGAAGAAUAGUUGCAUUAUUCUAAUCUGAUCGUAGUGUGCGUGAGUGAUUGAAUCAGAAUUGCGAUGAAAAGGAGAAAUUUAAGAGCAAGCCCACUGGUCGCCACCAAUUCUCCAUGCUGGAAGAUCUCCUUCCACCUUUUACUGAACCGCUGUCAUCCCUGAUUACUGCAACCAUCACCCCUGUUUUGCUGUGCUCUGAGAACGCUGCAUCUGUGUUGAUCUUGAGGCAUUCUUUGGGCAAUGGCCUCCACUUUACUGGUAUGGUUCCUUUUUUAACUGGUUUUGAUUCUAUUUGCUCUGUGGUAUCCCUGGCGUUCUUGUAUUCUGUUUCUUGUACUCUAGCUUGGAUUAUAGUGCUUAGAGGAUCUGGUUUUAGAUUGUGAAAUAUUGCUGCAUUUUUCGUCUUCCAUACAGCCCAAAUCAUGUGCCCCAUGCUGCUCCAUUUGUCAUCCCCCUCUUAUUUGCUCCCUUCCUUGAUAAUACUUUCUGCUUGCAUUAGCUAUUCCCAUCUUGAAGGACAAAUGCUACUUUCAACUGGAUCAUUUAUCUUCAUUCUUGCUAGUAUCGUGAGAAGAUAUUAUCAUUCCACUUUUAAUAAUAUAACUUAAAUUUGAUAAAGUUUUUGUUAUAAAUGUGAUUUUUAUUUUUUAAAAAAGGUAUUUUCUAAAUAAAAAUGACAUUAUCAAUUUGAGAGUAUCAUAAUAAAAAAUGCUAUUUGUUUUAUUUGAUGGAACUAGUUAAUAGUUAGCAGUGACCUGGUUGAAGGUGAGAACACGGGUCAAUUCCAUGAAUUUGAGGUUAUUAAUUUAUCAUAUUAUUGUCUUAAGUAAGGCAUAAAGUCAGUAUUUUGCUUCUGUCCUUGAUGGUGGUGUAGUCUUGCUAUUAUUAUUAAGAUUAAAUUUAGAUAUGAGAUUCAGAGUAUUUUAACCACUCUUUCUAUUCUUGCCUUCCUUUAAUUACUUGCAUUAGAUACAGAGGUAGCAUAUUUAGCAUGAAAACCUGCAGGUGCCUUGUGCAUUUGGGCUAUGAGGUAACAUAUGUGCGGAAUUUCGCUAAAGUUGAUGACAAGAUAAUUAAGCGAGCAAAUGAGAUUGGUGACAAUCCGUUGGACUUAAGCAACCGUUUUUGCCAUGAAUAUAAUGUUGAUAUGACUGAUAUUCAGUGUGAGAAACCUUCUCAAGAGCCUCGUAUUUCUGAUCACAUGGAUGAGAUAAAGAACAUGAUAAGUCAGGUUGUUGAAUCAUCAGCUGCUAAGGGAAAAGAAAAGAAAAGCAGCAGCAUGAAGUUUAUGAAGAAGAAAGCAAUGAUGAGAAAUAUGAGGAUAUCAUCAAGUUCUGAGAAUGCUGAUAUGGAAAAUGAUGAAGAUGUGGAUUCAUUGAUUGUGAUGGGAUGCACUGAUUGUCACAUCUAUGUGAUGGUAUCCAAAUCCAACCCUGAAUGCCCAAGAUGCCAGAAUCCCAACUUGUUGGAUGUGCUUGAAGUGAUGAACUUUCCUAAGAUUGCUCAGCCUAAUAAGAGAAUGAGGAUCAGUCGAAUUUAA
Messenger RNA from Arachis stenosperma, 1838 nucleotides. RefSeq lists its product as uncharacterized. Lineage: Eukaryota; Viridiplantae; Streptophyta; Magnoliopsida; Fabales; Fabaceae. Gene Ontology annotation, molecular function: ATP binding; cysteine-tRNA ligase activity. Gene Ontology annotation, biological process: cysteinyl-tRNA aminoacylation. Gene Ontology annotation, cellular component: cytoplasm. The transcript has 4 exons. Bases 1290 to 1838 code for a protein of 182 amino acids. The record is from RefSeq and is a predicted model, not a curated record.